Molecule: messenger RNA, 3115 nt
Organism: Nicrophorus vespilloides
Lineage: Eukaryota; Metazoa; Arthropoda; Insecta; Coleoptera; Silphidae
Product: tyrosine-protein phosphatase non-receptor type 13-like
Exons: 8
Coding region: 1-3099 (1032 amino acids)
Biological process (GO): positive regulation of hippo signaling
Cellular component (GO): cytoskeleton; cytoplasmic side of apical plasma membrane
Molecular function (GO): protein binding
Source: RefSeq, a predicted model, not a curated record
AUGAUAUUUAAUUACUACUAUAAACUAUCAUCUGAUAUAUAUAAUAUUUGUAUUAAAUUAUAUGUAUCAUCAUUGUAUUCUUUAUUUUCAGAUGGGGUUUCUGGUGGCUGGUGUAUUCCUCUAGUAACACCAAGCAGUCUGCUAUUAUCAGCAAGAGGUCGUGUCCGUUUCGCACAGAAUUUCAACGGAACAUCUGUUCCUCCGGCGCAUUUAUCUGGAUACUUGGCUCCCGAAUACAGACCGGGGAAGAAAUGCUCGGAUACAGAGGCGGAGAAGAUGUGGAUCUUUGGUUUGGGCGAAGCUCUGAAGAGAGCGACGCUAACGAGCCACGCAGCCACCUCACGUAUAAGUGGAGAGCUUUGCCAGGUCUUGGUGGACACGACCCGGCCUCAUGCCGCCUCCAGGGCCUCCCUCAUGCAUCUACUCGACGUGAUCUCGGAAUACUGCAGACGCAGGCAGCAGAACCGGCCGUUCUCUCACAUAAUCAUGGAUCUUCAUCAGGAAGCGCUGGCCUCGCUGGAGGAGGCGGCUUGGGGUCCGCCGGCGAUGCCAGAACUUCGACCUCUAACCAGAAACAGUUCGGAUCUGAAUAAUACAGGAGCCCCCAGACGAUGGAUGAACUUGCGAUCACCCACUGCCCACAAACUGACUCGAGAAGCAAGCACCAGCAUGGAGAACCUCUCGAGCCCCGCCGCAUGCACAACCAUCGUGAAACAGAGGCCGAAAUCUGUUUGCGUUCCCGACGGAUUACCGUUCGAUUUCCAGGACCCCAGUUUCAAUUUGCCGACACCUACUAAAUAUGGAAAGGGGGGGCUUGGAAGGAGGCCGAGGAUGCGACGGAAUCCGGUCCAAAGGGCCGCUUCGAGACUGUACAGGGCCGAAGCUCCGAAGAUCCAGAGCAACUCAAGGGAUUGCGUGGGGCCCGAGUUCGUGGUGCGAGCAGCUCUACCCAAGAAGGAGUUCGUAAUGGAUGAUAUAAAGGGUAGUUGCCGAAGGAGCGUCACUGUGAUACUAUUGAACGGGCAAAAGGUCGACGUCGUUUGUAACCCAAAUACAACGACGGCCGGUCAAUUGUUCGAGUUUGUAAUUCAAAAGGAGCACAUCGAAGAAAACUUCAUGCUUGGUCUGUCCGCUCUGAUGGCAGGCGACUUUGUGUUCCUGCCAUCGGACACGAGACUUUGCAAAGUAGCAACGAUCAACUCGACGACGGCUUCAAUGACCCUCUUCAUGCGAGUGCGAUUCUUCCUGCCGAGCUUGAGGGGAGUACGGGGAUCUCAGGCGAGACAUCUGUUGUACUUGCAAUUGAGGCGUUCGAUCCUCGAACAUCAAUUGCCCUGCACCUACGAUCAGCUCGUCGAACUGAAUGGCCUCGCCCUGCAGGCGGAAUUCGGUGAUUACAACGAAAGAGAACACGGCGCCAGGGAUUACUUCCUGUUGGAACAUUACGCACCGGAAACUGUUUGCGCCGACGAUGAUGGUUAUUUACGCCGAGAGCUAAUCAAAGCCCAUCGCUUCAAAUAUGGAUUGGAUGCUGAUAAAGCGGAAGAGGAUUUCAUUAUACUCGCGCAGAACUUACCACACUACGGAGGACACUUUUACACCGCCAUUUGGGUCCUUAAAGACGGCACACACCGAGACGUGUGGUUGUAUGUGAGCGCCCAAGGGAUCAACUUAUACGAGAGACAGCUCUUGCGCAAUUCCCAGCGCGGUCCGGUCCUUCAGGACAAGUUCGAGUGGAAGACAAUACAAACUUUGUGCUACAGUAAACAUUAUUUAUGCAUACUGCCACACGCCGCAAAGAUGCACCGAUCUCAACUGAAAAAAUACAAACUAAAGAUGGACCACAAAAAGAGUUAUUUCACGUUUCGUUUGGCUUCGUUACAUCAUCAGUUCUUCUUGCGCCUUCGGACUGAGUUCACCAGUCUGAACACACUUUCGCAGCAGUUCGGAGUUGCCCUGAAAGACAUGAAAAACGAGACCAAUUCGCUGUACAAGCUUGAAACACUAACAGGUGGUACCAUGCCUGAAUUUCGGGUGGAGUUCCGUGAGUCUAACUCGAAUUCUAGUUGCGAUACUAGAGAGAUGACGCAGAUGAGACGAUCAAAAAGCGUCAGCGAUUUCGAGGGUAUAGAAGAGUGCCAGAAUAAGGAGAACGAAAACCCGGUGGGAAAGGAUACUUUAGCGAAAAGACGAGGGGUUAAGAUGGGAGUCAGGGCCUUUGGUAAUAACAGAGUGUGCAGAUCUAUGGAAGCCGUGAAUGUAAUAGAAGAUUCCGAGCAGAAUUCGCUACAGUCGGUUUCGAUUCAUUGUAGUUCCACUUCAAUCACUCCGGAUAAAGUGUGCAUUUUAGAAUCCAGCAAUCAGUUUCUCCCGAACUUUCAAGAGACAUUGAGCGAUACUUUAAUGGAGAAGUUGAAUUGCAUAUCGUUCGCCGAUGAGAGGUUGCUGAGGUCCGUUUCGAUUGAGAAGGAUUGCCGAGGGAGUUUGGGAAUGCAAAUCACGGAAGGAUCUGAUGGAAAAGUUUACGUGCAGUCGGUUUUGUUAGGGGGGCCGUCGUAUAUGGCUGGUUGCAUACAAUCAGGGGAUCAAAUCGUUGCCGUGGACGGCAAGAACUUGCUCAGUUUGAAGUACGAUGAUGCGCUGGCCCUUCUGAAGACCACAGGGAAAAGAGUCGAAUUCAUCUUGUCACAAUUGCCGAAGAGCAAGGUCGAUUUGAGAGAGCUGAACGAAACGCACGUGAAGAGCGUGCGUCUUGAAAGAACGAUGGAGAAACUGAAGAGAUUAUCAUGCGGGGAGAAGCAUCUCACGGAGAGCUGCUAUGAUGCGUUUAAUCACCAGAAACACGAUGUUCCAUACCAGAAGCACAUUAGGUACAGCGAAAGCGAAAGCAAGUCUUGCUCGGACAUCAACAGAGCUGUGAUCGUCGACAUGAUUCCGAAGAAGGUGGACGAAGAGGAGGCAAUUGCCAUCGCGUUACCGAGGAGUUUGGGUUUGAGCAGGAAGUGGAGGGGUCCCGUCAAAUAUCCCGUGACUCCCAUCAAGAGUGCGGUUGAAGAUUGCGUUCAGAGCCUGUCAGAUGACGAGCAGGUUUUCAUUUAAUUUAUAGAAAAAUAAA